Lipotes vexillifer (Yangtze River dolphin) is the source of this 2694-nucleotide messenger RNA. RefSeq names its product myelin regulatory factor like (gene MYRFL). The transcript has 25 exons. NCBI's taxonomy places the organism in Eukaryota, Metazoa, Chordata, Mammalia, Artiodactyla, Lipotidae. The record is from RefSeq and is a predicted model, not a curated record. Gene Ontology annotation, biological process: positive regulation of DNA-templated transcription; protein autoprocessing. Bases 1 to 2694 code for a protein of 897 amino acids. Gene Ontology annotation, cellular component: endoplasmic reticulum membrane; nucleus. Gene Ontology annotation, molecular function: DNA-binding transcription factor activity; sequence-specific DNA binding.
AUGGAUGUGGUAGGCGAAAACGAGGCCCUACAGCAGUUCUUCGAAGCUCAAGGGGCCAGUGGCACUCUGGGGAACCCGACGCUGGAUACAAGUCUGCUGGAGGAGUUCUUGGGCAAUGAUUUUGAUUUGGCGGCCUUGCAACGCCAGCUCCCAGAUACCCCACCCUAUUCUGCGUCAGACUCCUGCUGUCCUCCACAGGUCAAAGGUGCGUGCUGCCCAACUCUGACACCUGCCGCCGGGGGUAUGCCAGCUGCUUUCCUCCUCUCGGCAGCUGCUCCUGGGAUGCUUCCUGCACACCUGCCGCAGGGCUCGUCUGAAAUGAGCGACUCUGCACAUUCCCACAGUGCCUUUCACAACUGCCAUCCAGACGCCCGUCGUCUCAGGACCCCUCUGGACCAGUCUGUGUCCUCCCAUCUGGGAACUGGUUGUUCUUACCAUCCUCAGCCUCUGUGCCACAGUCCUGGACCCUCAUUGCCACCGACCAAGAAGAGAAAGUGCACACAGGCGCUGGAAGACUCCGGGGACUGUCACGUGUGGGCCCACCACUCCAGACCAAUGACAAGUAGGAGUCACAGCAGCGAAGUGCAAGACCACGACAGUGAGAGACAGAACAUGAUGCCUGUGGACCAGUGCUCUCCUGCUUUGAAGUGGCAGCCAUACCGAAGCAUUCCUUGGCAUAGUUUAUUAAACAGUCAAUAUGAAAAACUACCUGAUAUAGGCUAUCGAGUUGUUACAGACAAAGGAUUUAAUUUUUCACCAGCAGAUGAAGCUUUUGUUUGCCAAAAGAAGAACCACUUUCAGAUCACCAUCCACAUCCAAGUUUGGGGAAGCCCAAAAUUUGUCAAAACCCAAAUGGGUCCAAAGCCAGUAGAAAUGUUCUACUUAAAAGCUUUUGGGAUUAAGGUAGAGGCCACCAAUCAAAUAAUUGCUAUUGAACAGUCCCAAGCAGAUAGAAGCAAAAAGAUUUUCAAUCCUGUUAAAAUUGACCUGUUGGCCGACCUGGUAACCAAAGUAACGCUGGGCCGGUUACACUUCAGCGAAACCACGGCAAAUAACAUGAGAAAGAAGGGAAAGCCAAACCCUGACCAGAGAUACUUCAUGUUGGUGGUCGGACUGUAUGCUGCUAACCAAGACCAGUUCUACCUGUUGUCUGCUCACGUCUCUGAACGGAUCAUUGUGAGGGCCUCCAACCCUGGGCAAUUUGAAAAUGACAUUGAUGCAUUAUGGCAGCGAGGACAAGUUCCAGAAUCUGUUGUUUGUCAUGGUCGAGUGGGCAUAAACACAGAUGCACCGGACGAAGCCCUGGUUGUCUGUGGCAACAUGAAAGUGAUGGGGACAAUUAUGCAUCCCUCUGACAGCCGGGCGAAGCAGAAUAUCCAGGAGGUUGACACAAAUGAACAGCUGAGAAGAAUAGCCCAAAUGAGGAUUGUCGAAUACGACUACAAGCCUGAAUUCGCAUCUGCGAUGGGAAUAAACACUGCCCAUCAAACAGGGAUGAUCGCCCAGGAGGUGCGAGAGAUCCUGCCCAGAGCCGUGAGGGAGGUUGGCCAUGUCACCUGUGAAAACGGAGAGACGCUGGAGAACUUCCUCAUGGUGGAUAAGGACCAGAUCUUUAUGGAAAAUGUGGGUGCAGUGAAGCAGCUUUGCAAACUAACCAACAACCUUGAAGAAAGAAUAGAAGAGUUAGAAAUAUGGAACAGAAGGCUGGCCAGGCUAAAGCGGCUCAGUAGUUGGAAGUCCUCCGCCAGUGAAAUGAGCUCAAUCAGCAAAUUUAGCAGAGCUCUUAGUGCAUCUUCUCCAAAAAGGACCAUUCCCAAAAAAACCAGCAAGGUUUCUUUUUCAGGAAAAAAACAGUCGUGUCCUAACUGGGUUUUCCAGACCUUGGUUAUAACACUCAUUGCUGUGAUGGCAUUUUGCUUAAAAGAUCAAGACCGAUGUGCCCCAAGUCUCCCUUCGAGAAACCUCACCAGCUCCCAGGAUCCGGCUCUGCCACCCACAGCUUCCCCCUUGGCACCUAAUACAUCUCUGGCAACCACACAACUCCCCUUCCAAGUACCAGAGAUCACUUUCUGUGAGAUCCUGCCAUGUCAGGAGACUCACUGCUGUCCCAACUGGGGAACAAGAAGAGGCCUCUCAAGCCCUGUGCAAAGACAGCCCAAGGAGGAGCCCCAUCAGAGGCCACGGGCAGACAGGAGCACAUCAUUCUUGGCAGGACAGGCGCUAACCAACCUUGACUGGGGGAGCGACUGGAUUGAUACAACCAUCAGUUCUAUUCAGAUUAUGGAAAUCCAGCAAAUAAUAGAUCGUCGGUAUUGCAGUAGAAGCCUCCAGUGCGGGUCUGGAAAUUACAAUUACCAUAUUCCUGUUAAUAAGUACACACCCACCAAUGUCAAAUUCUCUCUGGAAAUCAACACAACAGAGCCACUGAUAGUCUUCCAGUGCAAGUUCACCCUUGGAAAUAUGUGUUUCCAUAGUAAAAGGGAAGCCAAAGGCAUGCAAAGCCACCAAGAAGUCUCCCAGGAGAUGACACAGGGAUAUCAGCACAUUUGGAGCCUCCCUGCAGCCCCAUUCUUUGACAGCGCAUACCAUUUCCGGGUAGCUGCGCCGGAUUUAGCUGACUGUUCAACGGAUCCUUAUUUUGCUGGGAUAUUCUUUACAGACUACUUCUUUUACUUCUAUCGACACUGUGUCUAA